Messenger RNA from Gracilinanus agilis (Agile Gracile Mouse Opossum), 2722 nucleotides. RefSeq names its product GC-rich promoter binding protein 1 (gene GPBP1). NCBI's taxonomy places the organism in Eukaryota, Metazoa, Chordata, Mammalia, Didelphimorphia, Didelphidae. Bases 354 to 1772 code for a protein of 472 amino acids. Gene Ontology annotation, molecular function: DNA binding; RNA binding. The transcript has 11 exons. Gene Ontology annotation, biological process: positive regulation of DNA-templated transcription; DNA-templated transcription. Gene Ontology annotation, cellular component: nucleus. The record is from RefSeq and is a predicted model, not a curated record.
CAUCUGGAGUGGAUGCUUAUGACAGUGACAUGUACACCAGAUAAUAAAGAAGAAAGGUUUCAGAAGAUUUUACAAUCUUAAAUCCAAGGCUAAUUCUGGAAAUAGCCAUAUGAAUAAUUUAAAACAAAAGGAUGGGUAGCUGACUUGAAGUAACUCUAUGUCAAAUAGCCACAGGUCAGGUACCUUCAAGGAACUUGGAUAUUAUUUCAAAGGAUUCAAAAUAAAAAAACAAACUGGAAAGAGUGAAGAUUCCAGAGAGAAAACUAACACCUUCCUGUGCAGUCCUGUUGGAAUUUGGGCUUGCCAUGAGGUGUUGAAACCUUGUUUCACUGAGUCGGAGAGACUGGACCUAAAUGGCGCAGCAUGACUUUGCUCCAGCCUGGCUUAAUUUUCCUACUCCACCAUCAUCAACAAAGUCAUCACUGAAUUUUGAAAAACAUUCUGAAAACUUCCAGUGGGCAGAGAAUCGUUAUGAUGUAAAUCGUAGACGUCACAAUUCUUCAGAUGGCUUUGAUUCUGGUAUUGGACGUUCUAAUGGAGGAAACUUUGGAAGGAAAGAAAAAAAUGGAUGGCGUUCACAUGGAAGAAAUGGUACUGAAAACAUAAAUCAUCGAGGGGGAUACCAUGGUGGAAGUUCCCGUUCUCGUAGCAGUGCUUUCCACUCUGGAAAAAGCCAAGGACUGCAUGAAAACAAUGUCCCUGACAAUGAAACUGGGAAAAAAGAAGACAAGGAAGAACGCAAACAAUUUGAGGCUGAGGAUUUUCCAUCUUUAAAUCCUGAAUAUGAGAGAGAGCCAAAUCAGAAUAAAUCUUUAGCUGCAGGUGUAUGGGAAUAUCCUCUGAAUCCUAAAUCUAGAGCUCCAAGAAUGCUGGUCAUUAAAAAAGGCAGUACAAAAGAUUUACAGAUAUCUGGAUUCCCUGCAGUAGGAAAUCUUCAUUCUCAGCCAGUUAAAAAUGGAACUGGUCCAAGUGUUUAUAAAGGAUUAGUCCCUAAACCUGCUGCUCCACCUACAAAGCCUACACAAUGGAAAAGCCAAACUAAAGAAAAUAAAGUUGGAACUCCCUACCCUCAUGAGUCUACUUAUAGCAUUGGCAACUUUAAUGCCUUCAAAUCAACUGCCAAGAAUUUUAGUGUAUCAACAAAUUCAGUUAAGGAGUGUAAUCGCUCAAAUUCCUCUUCUCCUGUGGACAAACUUAAUCAGCCUCGUCUAACCAAACUGACCCGGAUGCGCACUGAUAAGAAGAGUGAAUUCUUAAAAGCAUUGAAAAGGGACAGAGUGGAGGAGGAACAUGAAGAUGGAAGUCACAUGGGGCCAGAGAAGGAUGAUGACUCAUUUAAUUUGCAUAAUAGCAACAACACUCACCAUGAAAGGGACAUAAACAGAAAUUUUGAUGAAAAUGAAAUUUCGCAAGAGAAUGGCAAUGCCUCUAUGAUUUCCCAACAGAUCAUUCGGUCUUCUACCUUUCCACAAGCUGAUGUCCUUUCAAGUUCACUUGAGGCCGAGCAUAGGUUAUUAAAGGAGAUGGGUUGGCAGGAAGACAGUGAAAAUGAUGAAACAUGUGCUCCCUUAACAGAGGAUGAGAUGAGGGAAUUCCAAGUUAUUAGUGAACAGUUACAGAAGAAUGGUCUUAGAAAAAAUGGUAUUUUGAAAAAUGGCCUAAUCUGUGACUUCAAGUUUGGACCCUGGAAAAACAGCACUUUCAAACCCACUUUUGAGAAUGAUGACACAGAGACAAGCAGCAGUGACACAUCAGAUGAUGAUGAUGUGUGAAGGAUUCUCUUAACAGCUUUAGAAGUUUUAGUGUGAUACAUCUCAUACAGUUUGGGGUGAAUUGUAAAAAUGAAGAACUAUAAUUUAUGUAGUAAAAUACCCCAUUAGAAGAAAAUAUUGGGGGGACUUCUUUAUGAAGAAAACCAAGAAUGUUGUGUUGGGCUGUGUUGAACAUUACUAUAAUUUCUUUGUAAAUGAAUGUUGUAGAAAUGAGGACUUUGGUUGAUCCAACAUUGACUUUCUUCAUCACUGCAGCGUUUCUCUGACUAGCAAUGUGACGAUGUAACAAAUGAGAUUGUUUCUCAUUUAAUAAAAAAAAAUGUGUAAUGUUUUGCAAAGCUUCUGUCUUAAAAUGUCCAGGUCUUUAAAGAAAAAGGGCAACUUAACACUGUUUCGUUUGCAGACUCAUUUCUUUCUUACAAUGGAAAUCCUCAAGUCCACUUUGUACGCGAAAACAAAACAAAAACAAAAAUGGGGCAAUGUAGCAUGUUGGCUAAAACUGGAGCAAAGUGCACUAAAACUUUUAAUUUCCUGAACUGAGCUGUUGUAGUGUUCACUUUUUGAAACAUGAUUGCUCUUUAACUGUUUGUAGUGCAGUAAAUGUUACAGAAAAGACUCACCACACUUCUUCCACAUUUAUAGAAAUGAUCUAAAAUCUAGAGCUUUAUUUGGGUGUGCUGCAAAACCCAAGAUUUUCGGUGGACAAUAAGGAAGAAUCUUGUGGGAUUAAAAAAUACAUAUUUUGAUAAGUUAUUACACGUGGUAAAAACCUACUCACAUUGACUGGAUCUGUCCACUACAUGAAAAAUAAACUGGAUUUUCAUAAUGUUGUCUUAUUGCGUAGUGUCCAAGAUAUUGGUCUGUAAACACAAAUGUGCUUUACUCGCCUUUAUUAAAACAAAAUGUACCAUAUUGAUUAAAGAUGAUUAUUGCUUUUUGAGUUUAGAAAA